AUGUCCAUUGCCCUCGAGCUGGGUCUUCAUCGACAUAAUCCAUCCUGGCGCUUUGGCCCCGAAGAAAUCGAGAUUAGAUCUCGUACAUGGUGGACUGUAUAUAGUCUGGAGAGAUCCAUAGCCCUGAACACGGGGAGAGUCUUAUCAGUGCGCGACCAGGCAAUCGAUACCGCAAUCCCUUCGUUUACUAGCCUUGACCAGCUUACCGAGCAAGAGGCGAAGACAGCCACUUUGUUCCAUGCCAAAUCUGUUUGGCUGUUUGUCCAUAUGAUUGAACUUCGAAGAAUCGCCGGACGCAUUUUGGAGUCAAUCUAUAUCGCUCGAGAUCGGGAAGGGCGAUGUUCAUCACUCACAUUCCAAGAACUCUGCUCUAUCUCGGACGACUUGCAUCGGCAGUUGGACAACUGGAAAAACCACCUUGAUGCUGCAGAAAUUGGCUCAUCACGAGAAUAUAAAUCGAUGAGAAUUGAAUACUGCAUAAUGUUGAUGCAUUUAAAUCGUCCUUCACCAGCUUUUAUGGUUCCCUCACAAAAUAUGGUUGCCAUCUGCUCUCACGCAUCAUCCGGCGCUCUGAAACAAUGGGCUGCGAUAUCCAAUGAGUCUGGGAUAGAUGCUAUCUGUCGGUGCUAUCGCCAAUUCCACGACAUUCUCAUGGCAGGCCUUGUUCGUCUAUACAGUGACUGGCAUAUGCAAAAGGUUGCACCAACACCCAGACCAACUCUCCGACCUGAAGAUGCUGAAAUCUGCCAUGACUUACUUCGCAAGGGAAUUUCAAAUCUUCACGACCCUUCUCUCUCGAAAUUUGAAAGGAUAUUCCACUCCCUCAAAGAGAAAGUAUACGCUUACGCGUCUGGGCUUGACGAAGCAAGCCAGAGCAUUCCAUAUGCUCAGGUGCCUGACCUUCCAAUAUAUACCAGUGCGCCUGAUAUAACCGGGGCUCGGGAAGAUAGCCAUCGUGUCCCUAAUACCGAAAAUGGCAUGGCUUCGAUGGGAUCAGAGGGCCUCGAAAGUUAUUUGAACCAAAUGACGACCAUUUUUGACAACGAGGUGUUUGAUAUCGAUGAUACACUGACGGCGUGGUACGGGUCCGUUCUCAACGACGUUGGAGAUACCGAUAAUAUGCGAAUAGGGUGA
Molecule: messenger RNA, 1134 nt
Organism: Penicillium hordei
Lineage: Eukaryota; Fungi; Ascomycota; Eurotiomycetes; Eurotiales; Aspergillaceae
Product: fungal specific transcription factor domain-containing protein
Exons: 3
Coding region: 1-1134 (377 amino acids)
Biological process (GO): DNA-templated transcription
Molecular function (GO): DNA binding; zinc ion binding
Source: RefSeq, a predicted model, not a curated record